Formica exsecta is the source of this 1574-nucleotide messenger RNA. Its product is annotated as ester hydrolase C11orf54 homolog. The record is from RefSeq and is a predicted model, not a curated record. Gene Ontology annotation, molecular function: hydrolase activity, acting on ester bonds; zinc ion binding. Lineage: Eukaryota; Metazoa; Arthropoda; Insecta; Hymenoptera; Formicidae. The transcript is spliced from 7 exons. Bases 281 to 1327 code for a protein of 348 amino acids. Gene Ontology annotation, cellular component: nucleus.
AAAUAAUUUUUAGAUUCUUGUGAAAUAAUUUUGGUCUUCAAUUCCUUCCUCACGAUUGCUACAGUCCUAUAUUUGUUUAUAUCGUUUGUUUUUAUUACAUGUCAGAUAAGACAUACAGGACAAAUUCUGUUUCCAAAACACUUUGUAUCGAUACUCACUAGAUCCAAGAAGGAUCGUUCCUCUGCUUAGCAAAAUUUAACCGAGCUAUAAUUAUACGUCAAUCGCUUCGUAUAUCUGUGUAAUAAAGUAUAGACUACGUUACAUAUAUCGACGUACAAUAAUGGAUCCUCCAAUAGUUUCAAUGAAAAGAAUAGAUUUGUUUAUACCUAAACGUGACGAACUUGCUACAGUUUUACAACGUGGACUUAGAUGCCAUUUUAAAGAAGCUACAGUCGAAUGGGUAGAUUGUCCUGAUCUGACUCAAGAACCUUUCAAUCUUGCCAAACCAGGAUUACGUGGUAAUGCGAUAAUUUCGGAAAUAGAUGAACUAUGUUUUCCAUUCUCGGAAUUUCAUCAGGAAUACAAUAUUAAAAAAAUUAUAAAAAAAGUUCAUAAUAUCUCCAGCAAUGGCGGCUUGAUCAUUGGAGCAAGUAUGGGUCUACGACGGUCAACUGGUCAAUUAGGCAAUCUUAUUAUGAACGCAUCAUACUCACGUCAUCCAGUAAUCAAAGAUGAUAUAAAAAUAAUAAACCAAAGCCGCCUUGCAUUUUCCGAUAAAACAACGGGAAGAUGUGGAUUAGAAUUUGUAACUGAUGACAAUCCUUAUUGCUAUCCAAACGGCAAUUUCUUCAUUAGUGAAGGAAUGCCUGGACAGGUUCUUAAAGUAUGGGCUAAGAAAUGCACUGGUUUGCAGUUUUUAACUGCAUUACAGUCUACACUUGCUGACGAAUACUGCAGUGGUACUUCUCCAAAAGCAAUCGGCUUAGGUGGCACAUUUGUGAUGAAAAGUGGAAGAGCAAAGCACUAUGUUAUAUCACAUCGAUAUAAUACCCGGAUAACAGCCUCAACUAAUCUUGAUGAUUGGCUUCAUUAUUAUGACUUAGAUGCACCUUUGGUAGCGGUUGGCACGCUUUUUAGCAGUAAACCCAAGUGUUGGCCAAAAACUUCUGCACUUUAUGCUAAAGAUAUAUGUGGGCUUACUGAAACUCAUUUUCACGCUUAUUCCUCUGACGGAGUAACAGGUGGACACUUUUAUAAGGAUCUCGAAUCGAUGGACCCAGUAGAGUAUUUGGGAUAUUUUUAUCCUGCGCAAUUAUUUGAUAAUGUGGGGAUACAGUUGCAGUUGCAGGGAACUAGCUGUAGGGCGCUGGAUCUGACACUGUUUUAAUUAGAAUAAUAUUGCUGAUGCAAUUAUUGAUUCGUUGUUUAUAUUUAUAAAUUCUAAUGUAAAAUUAUAUAGCUUUUUCGUAAGAUAUCUUAUUAUGUAUUUUUCUUUUUUAUUAUAUUUUUCUCAUUUUUAUUUUUCUAAUUUAGCAGCUAUUUUAUGUUUUUCUAUUAUAUCUUUUAAAUAUCUUCUCUCUAUUAUUAUAAAUGUACUUUAGUUGCAAAUUAUAAAAUAAACUUAUUAAUCAAGU